AUGAAGUUGCAAGUUAGCCUGCUGUUGUGGCUAAGUUUAGUGGCGCUUAGUGUGUGCUUUAAUGGUUAUCACUAUGCAAAGCCGCCUGGCGUGCAAGCGGAUUACAUUGAAGAUCUCAUAGACGCGCAGAAGCAACAAAUCUUAACAAAUGUGCUGGGCGUGGCUCCAACUCAAACGCAAUCCUCGCCCUUUGAGGCAACUGAUGCGAAGGCGUUUCGUGUCAAUCGCUGCGCUAGCUGCACUUGUGGCGUGCCCAAUGCCAAUCGCAUUGUGGGCGGCACUCAGGUGCGCACCAACAAGUAUCCCUGGAUUGCUCAAAUGCUGCGCGGCUCGACGCUUUUCUGCGGCGGCACUUUGAUCAACGAUCGUUAUGUUUUGACUGCUGCGCAUUGCGUCUAUGGCAUGGAUAUGUCCCAGGUAACGAUUCGGCUGCUGCAGUUCGAUCGCAGCUCGAGUCAAGCGGGCGCUGUUACGCGCUCUGUGGCGUUUGCGCAUAUGCAUGCCGCUUAUGAUACCGAUGUGCUGGUCAAUGAUAUUGCGCUGCUGCGUCUGAACGCGCCUGUGCCGUUGUUUGAUGCAAUGCGUCCGGUUUGCUUGCCCAGCAGUGCCCAGCAACGCUUUGACUAUAAGCAGGCAAUUGUUGCUGGCUGGGGUCUUAGCAAGGAAGGAGGCGCCACCUCCAGCGUGCUGCAGGAAACUGUUGUGCCCAUCAUUACCAAUGCUCAGUGUCGCGCCACUUCGUACAAAUCCAUGAUAGUCGAUACUAUGCUAUGUGCUGGUCUGGUUCAAACUGGCGGUCGCGAUGCCUGCCAGGGUGACAGCGGUGGUCCGCUCAUUGUUCCAGAUCGCAUCUUUCGUCUCGCUGGCGUUGUGUCCUUUGGUUAUGGCUGUGCCAAGCCAAAUGCGCCUGGUGUCUACACCAGAGUGAGCAGCUACUUGGAUUGGAUUGCAGCCAAUACCAGAGACGCUUGCUACUGCAAUAAAUAG
Molecule: messenger RNA, 987 nt
Organism: Drosophila busckii
Lineage: Eukaryota; Metazoa; Arthropoda; Insecta; Diptera; Drosophilidae
Product: trypsin-1
Biological process (GO): proteolysis
Molecular function (GO): serine-type endopeptidase activity
Source: RefSeq, a predicted model, not a curated record